Messenger RNA from Ostertagia ostertagi, 972 nucleotides. The record is from the annotation of a GenBank genome assembly. NCBI's taxonomy places the organism in Eukaryota, Metazoa, Nematoda, Chromadorea, Rhabditida, Trichostrongylidae.
AUGGUGACGGUUCGGGUCGACCAUCGUCCACCAGGGAGAAUCGAUCGCCGUACACGGGUCGACUCGCCUCCUUCGAUCUCGACGCGAACACGAUCACAACCGGUCUCUGCCUCAGUGAAUAGCGCGUCAACUGUAUGCACGGAAACGGAUUUCCGAUGUAACGACGGCAAAUGUAUACGGGCCGAAUGGAGGUGUGACGGGUCUGGAGACUGCUCGGACGGUGAAGACGAGAAAGACUGUCCUCAUCCUGGUUGCAAAGCGGAUCAAUGGCAGUGUGACAAGUACGAAUGGCACAGUGUCUCCUGUAUCGCUGAGUAUCAACGAUGUGACAACAUCACCGACUGUGCCGACGGUUCGGACGAAAAGGAUUGUCAUGGACGAACAGACUUUUGUGAAUAUGUCCGAAGAAGUAGUGACGGAGCAAGUAACGACUGUCGGGAUCUGAGGACUCCUGUUCCCACAACCAUACCGCCUGUUUCCAAUACCAAUUCCGGUGUGCCGAUCAAUCACAAUGUGUGCAGAAAUCGUGGGUAUGUGAUGGCUCCAAAGACUGCGCCGACGGCUCCGAUGAACCAGAAACCUGCGGUAGAGUUCAAAAAAUGUUCGGCCAGUGAAUUUCAAUGCAAGAACAAACGCUGUCAACCGAGGAAGUUCAAGUGUGAUUAUUACGAUGACUGUGGCGAUAACUCAGACGAAGAGGAUUGUGGCGAAUACCGUUGCCCACCGGGUAAAUGGCACUGCAACGGCACGGGACAUUGUAUCGACGAGCUUCGCCUGUGCGACGGUGUGAAGGACUGCGAAGAUGGCGCUGAUGAGCUCAGUUGUUCACAGAAUCUGUGUCCAUCGCUCGGCUGUCAAGCCGGUUGUCAUGCUUCACCGCAUGGUGGAGUUUGCACAUGUCCCAAUGGAUACAAACUCGACGAACGAUUUCACAGAACGUGCUCAGGUGAGAAUUUGACUGUAUGCCUUUGA